CACUCUGUGGGUGAAAAAUUGAAAGAAAAAUUCACUCGCUUGCUUUGCUUUUCUUUAUUAACAGGCUUUGUGCUCACUGCAGCUCACUAUAGGGAGGUAUGAAGCUAUUAAUGUUGUAAUAAUCCUCCUGACCUUUUCCUUAAGAUGUUUACCGACUCUUUAUAUAGAUAGGCUAUGUACUUCAGAUCUGAAUUUAGGGAUUAUUGGUUAUGGACAUUUUUUUUUUAGCUUAUCUUUUAUUUACACUCCAUGUAUAUAACUUGGGAGAAAUAUUGUACAUGAGCCACAACUAUAGCACUUAUUGAAGCUUAUCAUUUAUUUGAAUAAAAUAAAAUAAAUAAAAUACUGUCUGUUGUACAUUGACAAUGAAGUAAAUUUGGACAUGGAUUUUUUUUAUUAUUAUUAUUUUUCUCUUUACUGAUCUCUUGGUGGCAGUGAGGAUAGGACCAGGGUGCUGAGAUAAUCAGCUAGUGGCCUGGCUGAAUAGGACUUAGGCAUGAGGAGUGUGUCUUUAAUAAGAACAUAAAGAGCUUGCGGAGCAACAGCCUGGGAGAGGAGACGAGAGACACAGCAAACAUUUUUAACUUGCGCCUUUUUCUUUUGAGGCUUUUUUUUUUUUUUUUUUAACUGACAAGUUCUUCACAGUGACAGUUUUCUGUAAACACAGAGAAGACAGACUAGAGAGGAUAAAGACUUAAAGAAGUCUGUUGAGGCAGUGGACCCCAGCUUUGCUGCUGAUCACCUGAUCAGUUUUGCAUGAGCAGAUCCUUAUUCACCUUCAACACUAUUAGGGAAACACCUUGCUGACGGUUGGCUAGGACGCCCCUGCUGCUGCAGGUAUCACUGUCAGUCCCUCUUUUUCUCCACAGCUUCAUAAUUAUGCAUUGCAAAAUAUAGCUUUUUAUUAAUUUUUUUAAGUUUUAAGUCAAGACCAGAUUUGAACCUCGUUUGAACCUCUUGCGGUGCUUACAAAGCGAAGAUGAGCAUCAAAAACGAAGAUGUGGAGAAGUUUCUAGAUGGAAACCAAGAGUUCACGAAGAGAUACUUUGCAAAAAAGCUCAAACCUGGAACUGUGGCAUCCAUCAUGAAAGUCCCAGAGUCCAAAGUGGAUUUGGACUCUUUUGGGAUGAUGUGUCAGGUGGAGGAAGGCGCAAUAUUCUUCGAUUUGAUCAAAGAGAUGCAGGAGAACGUCAACAUGGAGAAGGUGAUCUUCAAAAUCCUGAAGCGAGUCAGUGCUCUGAUCCAUGCUGACCGAUGCAGCCUUUUCAUGUACAGGCAGAGGAAUGGCAUCGCUGAAUUGGCCACUCGACUGUUUAACGUCAAUGCUUCAUCAAAGAUGGAAGACUGUGUGGUUCCACCAGACUCUGAGAUUGUCUUCCCUCUUGAUAUCGGAAUAGUCGGGCAUGUCGCCCAAACCAAGAAACACAUCAAUGUCAAGGAUGUUAAAGAGAAUAGCUACUUCAGUACGUUUGUUGAUGAGCUGACAGAAUACACCACCCGCAACAUCUUGGCUACUCCCAUCAUGAACGGCAAAGAUGUGGUGGCGGUCAUCAUGGCAGUCAAUAAAAAUAACGGACCCUAUUUCACAGAUGAGGAUGAAGAUCUUUUUUUAAAGUAUCUCAAAGUUGGCACGUUGAACUUGAAGAUUUACCACCUGAGCUAUCUGUACAACUGCGAGACACGUAAAGGCCAGCUGCUUUUGUGGUCCGCUAACAAAGUGUUCGAGGAGCUCACGGAUAUCGAGCGUCAGUUCCACAAAGCUUUGUACACAGUACGGGCAUACCUCAACUGUGACCGCUACUCUGUCGGUCUGCUGGACAUGACCAAGGAAAAGGAGUUCUUUGAUGUCUGGCCUGUGUUGAUGGGAGAGCAAGCACCAUACUCUGGUCCCGUCACUCCAGAUGGGAGGGAAAUCAUUUUCUACAAAGUCAUUGACUACAUUUUACACGGAAAAGAGGACAUUAAAGUCAUACCAAAUCCACCUGCAGAACACUGGGCACUGGCUAGCGGCCUACCCACCUACGUAGCAGAAAGUGGCUUUAUCUGCAAUAUCAUGAACGCACCUGCAGAGGACAUGUUCAAAUUUCAGAGCGAGGCACUUGAUGAAAGCGGCUGGACCAUUAAAAAUGUGCUGUCUCUGCCAAUCGUCAACAAAAAGGAAGAAAUUGUUGGAGUGGCAACUUUCUAUAACAGGAAAGAUGGCAAGCCAUUUGAUGAGCAGGAUGAACAACUAAUGGAGGCUUUGACCCAAUUUCUGGGCUGGUCGGCGCUCAACACAGACACCUACGACAAGAUGAAUAAACUGGAGAACAGGAAAGACAUCGCCCAGGACAUGGUGCUGUACCACGUCAAGUGUCGAGAUGAUGAGAUUCAGGAUAUCCUUAAAACCAGGGAGUAUUUCGGGAAAGAACCAAAGGACUGUGAAGAGGAUGAACUUUGGCAGAUCCUGAAGAAAGAACUUCCAGGGAAAAAUAAAUUUGAGAUAUACGAGUUCCGGUUUUCCGACUUUGACUGCACAGAACUGGAAUUGGUGAUGUGUGGCAUCCAAAUGUACUAUGAAGUUGGUGUUGUGAAGAAGUUUCAGGUCCCUCAGGAGGUUCUAGUGCGGUUCAUGUACUCAGUGAGCAAGGGCUACAGAAAGAUCACCUAUCACAACUGGCGCCAUGGCUUCAACGUUGGACAAACCAUGUUCACAUUACUAACGACAGGGCAGCUGAAGCGAUACUACACAGAUUUGGAGGUCAUGGCUAUGAUCACUGCUGGAUUCCUACACGAUAUUGACCACAGAGGCACCAAUAAUCUGUACCAAGUGAAAUCCCAAAAUCCAUUAGCAAAGCUUCAUGGUUCAUCCAUUCUGGAGAGGCAUCAUUUAGAAUUCGGCAAGUUUUUACUUGGAGAUGAGUCUUUAAACAUUUUCCAAAACUUGAACAGAAGGCAGACGGAGCAUGUUUUCCACCUAAUUGACAUCGCCAUUAUUGCAACUGACCUUGCCUUGUAUUUCAAGAAGAGGACAAUGUUCCAGAAAAUUGUGGAUCUUUCUGAGACGUAUGAGGACGAGAAGAAAUGGGUCGAUUUCCUUUCUCUGGAAACGACGAGGAAGGAAAUUGUAAUGGCCAUGAUGAUGACUGCUUGUGAUCUGUCAGCCAUCACCAAACCAUGGGAAGUUCAGAGCAAGGUGGCACUCUCUGUAGCAGCUGAAUUCUGGGAGCAGGGUGACUUAGAGAGGACUGUACUUGAGCAACAACCCAUUCCCAUGAUGGACAGGAACAAAGCUGCAGAACUCCCUAAGCUUCAGUGUGGUUUUAUAGACUUUGUCUGCACUUUUGUCUACAAGGAGUUCUCACGGUUCCACAAGGCCAUCCAACCCAUGUUCGAUGGCAUCCAGAACAACCGAAAAGAGUGGAAGGCUUUACAGGAGGCGUAUGAGGCGAAGCUAAAGGAGGCUGAAGAAGCAGCCAAGGCGAAAGCAGAAGCAGAAGCAGCUAAAAAAGGUUCGGCAAAGACAUCACAUAAAAUUCUGACUAAAUAUUUGCUUCAUUUGUUAUUGAAAGUGAAAAAAUAGGUGGCAAACUAGGUUACAUGCAUCAAUCAGCCAUAAUAUUAAAACCACUGACAGGUCAAGUGAAUGGCAUUGAUUAUCUCAUUACAGUAGCACCUGCUGAGGGGCGGGAUAUAAUAGGCAGCAAGUGAACA
This is a messenger RNA of Ictalurus furcatus (blue catfish), 3693 nucleotides long. RefSeq names its product phosphodiesterase 6B, cGMP-specific, rod, beta (gene pde6b). The coding region runs from base 980 to 3562 and encodes 860 amino acids. The transcript has 21 exons. The record is from RefSeq and is a predicted model, not a curated record. Gene Ontology annotation, cellular component: photoreceptor outer segment membrane. Gene Ontology annotation, biological process: signal transduction; retina development in camera-type eye. Gene Ontology annotation, molecular function: protein binding; 3',5'-cyclic-nucleotide phosphodiesterase activity. Lineage: Eukaryota; Metazoa; Chordata; Actinopteri; Siluriformes; Ictaluridae.